AGUCGGUUGACGGGCGGCCAUUUUGCUGCUCAGCAUGUAGCGUCUCCAAUGGGCAGCCCGAAGCAGCUGCGGGGAAGCGCUCUGACUGGCCGGAUCCCAGCGGGAGGAAUCGGAUGGCAGCAGACAGGAAAAGGAAAAGUGAAGGUUUGGGAGAUGAAACCGAGGAGGAGGAGGGAGGAAACAGACGAAGGAGGAUCAGGAUAAACAACAAAUACAUCGGAGCUCAUGUUGGUAUUCAAGGAGGGAUCUGGAAGGCGGUGGAGUCCAGCGCGGCGCUGGGCGCCGGCGCCUUCGCUCUGUUUCUGGGCUCUCAGCGCUCGUGGAAGAGGCCGGCGCUGGACCCGGCCGCUGCAGAUCGGUUCCAGGAGAAAUGCUCCGCGCUCGGCUUCGACCCGGAUCACAUCCUGCCUCACGGCUCCUACCUGAUGAACUGCGGAUCGCCCAAAGACGACGUGUCUGAGAAGAGCCGCGCCCUGCUGGUGGACGAGCUGAGCCGCUGCAGCCGCCUCGGCCUCCGCCUCUACAACUUCCACCCCGGAUCCUCGCUGGGCGCCAUCAGCACCCAGCAGUGCCUGGACAAGAUCGCCGCAGCCAUCAACCACGCUCACCAGCAAACUCCUGCUGUGGUCACAGUGUUGGAGAACAUGAGCGGUCAGGGCAGCACAGUGGGGGGUCGGUUCUGUGAGCUGCGGCGGAUCAUUGACCGGGUCAGGGACCGGAGCAGAGUGGGGGUGUGUCUGGACACCUGCCACGCCUUCGCUGCAGGUCACGACCUGGCAGCAGACGGCGGCGUGGCGGCCAUGUUGGAUCAAUUUGAUCAGGAGGUCGGGCUUCGCUACCUGAGAGCGGUUCACCUGAACGACUCCAAAGGGAAGCUGGGCUGCAACCUGGACCGGCAUGAAGACAUCGGGAGAGGAAACAUCGGGCUCUCGGCGUUCCGGGACGCCGUCAACGAGCCGCGGCUGGACGGCAUCCCGCUGAUCCUGGAGACGCCCGGACGGCCGGGAUUCCAAGACGGCGAGCAAAUCGAGCUUCUAUACUCACUGUGUGAGAAAAAUAAAGAAUGAGAGAAAACAGAAACAAUGAGGGCCACAGCAAGAACAUAAAACAAUCAAAUUAAAGGAUAAAGACACAUUAUGAAAAUAAAGUCAAAAAAAAUUAUGAGGCUAAAGUAAUACAAUUCAUAAAUUCAUAUUACGAGACUAAAGAAGAAUAAAAUCAUAUUAUUUUACGAGAAUAGUCAAAGUUGAGAAUAAAUUCAAUAUAAAAUAUUCAGUAUUAUGAGAAGUUAGUGGCACUAAAGUCAUAAAAUUAAGACAAUAGUCAAAAUGAUGCAAUCAUAAAGUUGCAGUAUUGCGAUAAUAGUCAUAUUACUUCAUUCUCAAAAUAUAAUUAUUGAAAUAUAACUUUUAUUCUUCUCUUAAUAUUCUGACUUUGUCCUCAGUUUUAUUUCUUCGUCUGGCCGUAACUCUCCAUCACCAUCCAACCUGUUUUAAACAAAUGUUCCCAUUUUUCUGCCUUAAAUAAACAAUUUAAAUAAAUCUGGUCCUGCAGGGAUUUGUUGGGCCACUAGGGGGCAGCAGACUUUCAGAAAUACUCCACAAACUUUAUUCCUACGAGAAAGAAAACCAGCAAAUAAAGACAAGUUUUCUGACCAAAACUUUUAUAUAAUCCUUUACAAUGAGUCGUUUGUGAAGGUAAAAUCUAUAUUUUAAUUUCUAUUUUCCAAACUGUAUGGUUUCAUCUGCUGAGCAGGUCCAGUUGCUGGUACUGGACCGGUUGGUUCUGGUUUCAUCCAUCAACUUUUUAUAAAUGUUUUAAUCACAUGAUUAAAAAAUUCUCAAUUUCCA
Gambusia affinis (western mosquitofish) is the source of this 1850-nucleotide messenger RNA. RefSeq names its product probable endonuclease 4. The transcript is spliced from 8 exons. Bases 114 to 1067 code for a protein of 317 amino acids. Gene Ontology annotation, cellular component: mitochondrion; nucleus. Gene Ontology annotation, molecular function: phosphoric diester hydrolase activity; zinc ion binding; DNA binding. NCBI's taxonomy places the organism in Eukaryota, Metazoa, Chordata, Actinopteri, Cyprinodontiformes, Poeciliidae. The record is from RefSeq and is a predicted model, not a curated record. Gene Ontology annotation, biological process: base-excision repair.